AUGGCUAAGGCGUACGAUAGGAUGGAGUGGCCCUUUGUGAAUGACAUGUUGGUGGGUUUGGGCUUUGAUGCUAAGUGGAUACAGUUGAUUAUGAUGUGUAUUCAAGCCGUGCAGUAUAGAGUUCUGGUAAACGGUAGGCCUACUGAGGUUAUUGUGCCUUCUAGGGGUCUACGCCAAGGGGACCCCUUGUCUCCGUAUUUGUUUAACAUUUGUGCCGAAAGGUUGUCUUUACUCUUGCAGGAUUCGCAGGCGAAGGGGCGUAUACAUGGAUGUAGGGUGGCCCGGGGGGCUCCACCGAUCUCACAUUUGUUCUUUGUAGAUGACAGUUUACUCUUCUUUAAAGCCAAUCUGCAGGAGACUCAAGAGGUGAAAAGAUGUCUGAGUGUGUAUGAGACGUUUUCUGGCCAAGCGGUGAAUUUUCAUAAAUCAAGUGUGUCGUUUAGUCGGAAUACUCAGGAGGAGAUGAGAGAUCUUGUCUCAGGGACCUUAACGGUGGCACAAGCAGAGGAUUUCGGUAAGUACCUGGGGUUGCCUUCAGUUAUUGGUAGGAACAGAAGGGCGGUUUUUGCUUACAUUGAGAAAAAAUUGAAACAAAGGUUCGGCUCAUGGAAUAAGAGGUUACUGACUAAAGCCGGUAAGGAGGUACUUUUGAAGAGUGUUGCUCAGGCUAUGCCAACUUAUACAAUGAGUAUUUAUCUGCUCUCGACUACUUUACGUGUCUCUUUGGAAAGAUUGAUGAACAGGUAUUGGUGGGGUCAGGGUGGAAAUGAUGGUAGCAUCCAUUGGUUGGCUUGGGAUAGGAUGUGUAAACCCAAGAAGUAUGGAGGAAUGGGUUUCAAACGGCUUCAUGAGUUUAACUUGGCUUUAUUGGCAAAGCAAGGGUGGCGCCUACUAACUAGUCAGAAGUCCUUAAUGGCUCGUGUUUUUAAGGCAAGGUACUUUCCUACUACGUCCUUUUAUGAGGCUGUUUUAGGGGGUAAUCCCAGUUAUGUGUGGAGGAGCAUUAUGGCUAGCCAGAACUUGUUAAAGUCGGGGUGCAGGCGCAGGAUUGGCAAUGACAGGGAUACUCAGAUAUGGGGAAUUCCUUGGCUACCGGAUCUGCAGAACCCCUAUGUUGAUUCUGUCCAGGUAGAUAAUGGUCAUGACUUGUUGGUUUCGGACUUAAUUGAUGCAAGCACCGGGAGUUGGAAAAAUGAUUAUUUGCAGCAGCUGUGUUCUGUCUCAAAUUCAAAUUCCUCCUAUUGCCAACAAGAAUUUUGUGCAUGGGCGGAGGAGUGGCUCGGUGAUGAUACGGUUUUCUCAAGUGAAAUGCAGGGCCGUAUUUGUGGUGUGCUUCAUUCUAUCUGGACUACACGCAAUUCCGCUGUGUGGGAUGCAGCUAUGCCGGGUCCUAGCGUACUGCUCUGCCGGCUUCACGCGCAAUGGUCCGCCUGGAAAGACACCGAGCUACGACGAGUUGCGGCAAGUGGAAGAAAUUCAGACACGGGACCAGCGCACGCCUCCCCUGCUACGCCCGGCACCUUUUCAUGUUUCGUGGAUGCUGGUUUCCAUGGACCGCAACGAGCCCCCGCUUUCAGAUUUGUGGUGUACGGCGGCGACUUGUCCUUCGUGGUGGCGGCAAACAGCCCCUUGGCUUGUCCGUAUGACCCCCUUCUAGCAGAAGUUAUGGCUUUGUGUGAAGCCCUCUCUUGGCUAAGGAUAAAUGGGUACUCAGGUGGCUCAAUCUACACGGAUUCAUCGCUUUUGGUCUCUAGUCUUAUUUCUGUUAGUUCGUUUCGUAAUUACUUUGGUUUUACUCUUUUAGCAUGUAAACACUUAGUUAAUGCGUUGCCUGGUUCUGUUGUUUGUUAUGUUAAUAGGGAGGCCAACCAAGUGGCGCACUCCUUAUCUAAACAUGUAGCUGCUGUUGCAGAACGUUCAGUUUGGAGGGAUGUUCCUCCUUCGUUUAUUCAGUCCAUGCUGGCUAAUACAAUCUGA
Molecule: messenger RNA, 1977 nt
Organism: Ipomoea nil (Japanese morning glory)
Lineage: Eukaryota; Viridiplantae; Streptophyta; Magnoliopsida; Solanales; Convolvulaceae
Exons: 2
Coding region: 1-1977 (658 amino acids)
Molecular function (GO): RNA-DNA hybrid ribonuclease activity; nucleic acid binding
Source: RefSeq, a predicted model, not a curated record